Exophiala viscosa is the source of this 3030-nucleotide messenger RNA. RefSeq lists its product as uncharacterized. Gene Ontology annotation, molecular function: DNA binding; zinc ion binding; DNA-binding transcription factor activity, RNA polymerase II-specific. The coding region runs from base 284 to 2773 and encodes 829 amino acids. The transcript has a single exon. Lineage: Eukaryota; Fungi; Ascomycota; Eurotiomycetes; Chaetothyriales; Herpotrichiellaceae. The record is from RefSeq and is a predicted model, not a curated record. Gene Ontology annotation, biological process: regulation of DNA-templated transcription; DNA-templated transcription.
GCCAGGCACAGCAGGCAUCAGUAUCGAUGACUACGGCUUGCGGUAGUUGAACGUUCCAGAACAUCGCAUCACGUUGUGCUGCGUACUUGCCCGAUCACACUUGCGCCAAUCAACUCAUCUCAUCGCAUCGACUGCUCAGUCAGCAAGAUUUGUGCUGCGGUUGUCUGUACAUUCUCUCAUGAACAGGCUAUACACAUCCGUUGCACACUCAAUCUGAUCCUUCCUCCGUCCAUCUCGAGCGAAAUCCCCGUGUCCCGACUUAGGCUCCCGUCAGCCAAUCGACAUGGCGCAACCAUCGAGUAAUUCCACUUCCCCAUAUGAUGACCAUGGACUUGGUUCAGAUCAUGGCCAAGGUCCACCACGAAAGAAGAUGCGCAAAGGGACCAAAAGCUGUCUAGAGUGUCGGCGCAGAAAGAUCAAGUGCAAUUUUGAGCCUGGGAGGCCGGCCAUAUGCAAUGAAUGUCAUGCCAGAGGGUCAACUUGCAUUGACCAAGAGCAUGGAGAUGUCCAGACAUACACGAACCCAAGCACGGAACAGUCCAACUAUAGUCUGAGAGAGCGGGUGUCACAACUGGAAGACCUGGUGAAACAGGUACUACACCGCUUACCCGAAAAACAAGGAGAAUCGACAUUCACACACGCCGAUGCGGAUCAAGUCGAUAGGAAUCAGGUUGAUGCCCAGGCAGCUGGAGUGCUGAAAAGCCUCAAGAGCUCACUUCGUCAGGCUGAGGUCAAUGCACAAGAGUCGAUACUACUUCCAGGCGGCAUUCGGAACAGCGCACCGGCGCUGACAUUGUUCGACAAUGCGGUUCUUACUCGACAAGACAGUCAACCAGUGGUAUCGAGGGAGCAGUACAACAAGAACAAGGCCCUGCUAACCGCACUGAACAAGUUGCUGCCCUCUCCUCACGACUUGGAAAUCAUCCUCGAGUCUUCACACGAGUGGUGGACGAUCUGGCGCAAAAUGUUCCCCGAGAUCACCGACAGUCGUUGCGAAACCAUCAAAGAGUCCGUCUCGCAUUCUCUGCGAUCCGAAAAGCCUGCCGAACUCGCCAAAAUCAUGCUCUGUAUUGCCAUUGGCAUCCAUCAACUACCACUGGAAUUUGAUUGGUCAAAACUGUAUAUUAAGGAAUCACCGGGAGAGCUGAUGGAAAGAUAUAUUGCUACGGUCAAUAGGCUGAUCACCUCCGAUGAUGAGAUUGCCGCCACAGUCGACGGCCUCGAGUGCAUGAUGCUGGAAGGAAAAUACCAGAUCAACAUGGGUCGGCCCCGGCGCGCCUGGCUUCUAUUUCAUCGAGCCAUUGCAUUUGCUCAGCUAUUGGGCUUGCACAAGUUGGCAGGACGUACCGACAAGACGUCACUUGAUUACCAGCGGUCCGUCAACAUCUGGUGCCAUCUUGUGUUGAGCGACAGAUAUAUAUCUACCUUCCUUGGUCUGCCAUAUUCGGUUGCUGACCAAUUCGUCACGCCCUAUCUUCCUGGCACAGGCCUGCCUCCGACAGGAUGUAGUCCAGGUGAGGUAUACGCGGGGAAAAUGCUUCCGAUCAUCACUAGAAUCAAUGAUCGGAAUCAAAGCGUCGUUCCCAUGGGUUACUCUGCCACCCUACGGCUGGAUCAGGAGAUGGAGGAAUUAUAUGCCGCUCAGGAUCCGACGUGGUGGAGCCUCGAACGUUUUCCGGGAGCCGGCGCCGACGACCACUUUGACCGACUACAAACACAAUUUUUCCAUCAUCAAGCACGCCUCCUCCUCCAUAUGCCGUUCAUGCUACGAUCUUCGGCAGACAAGAGAUAUCAGUACUCGCAUACGGCUGCACUAGACAGUGCCAGAGAGAUGAUCAAGGUCUUCAACGCCCUCCGUACCAACCCCUCAGUUGGACCGUUCAUCUGCAAAUUGAUCGACUUCCAAGCCUUUACCGCGGCGAUGCUCCUUUUGCUCAAUUUAUGUGGUUAUGCUCAACAACAACGUGGCAGUAACUCUCAGCCUCCAGAUCUUGAACAAGAUCAAAAAGACUCUGAAUUGAUCGAUUUGACGAUCGCACUUCUGAAGGAUGCCGCCAAAGAAGGAGGAGGCGUCGUUGCUGCGCAAAGUGCCCAGGCUCUUGAAAUGCUGGCCAAGAUCCGGCAAGGAUGUGGAGGAGAUGGGGAGCAAGAAAGUCGUCCUAAAGACGGUGACACAUGUCAAGUCUCGAUUCCAUACUUCGGUACUAUCUCCAUCGGAAUAGGCAAGCAUUUCGUGCCUAUAAAACCGGGUACAUAUGUCCAGCGCCCGGGUGGGACAUCCGCCAGCAUCACUAUACCAAUGGGACGUGUUUCCAACACAGGUCUACCGACACCACCGUCUGUCACGUCGACCAGUACACGAGCUUCUCCGUUAACUGCUAACAUCGACAACCCUCAUAUGCAGCCUCAUUCGGUUUCUCGAGCACCGAUGUACAAUUCGAACGAUUACAGCGCACAAAGCUUCGAUCAGGCGUGGCCCGAGACCGACGACGCGUUCGUCACUUUCGACAGUUUCAUGGCUUUUCCGCCACAAGGCCCAAGUGAGCUUCCUUCCGUCAGUACUGCGACUAGCCAUUCUGGUUUCACACCUCAGCAGCAGAGUCCUUUUACUGGGGCUGUCACCGACUUCAAUGCCGGUGUUGCUCUGGGUGGUCUUGGUAGUGCGUUGAUCGGCCAACCCUUUGGCAUUCUUCCUUACGGUCAGAACGGCGGCGGCAUGGACCUUGAUCAAGGGUGGAAUUGGUUUGGUGUGGAUGCACCUGUUAUGCAGUGAGGUGUUUUAACAUGGCCACAGCUUGACCAUUUGUCAUCAUGCAUUCCGAUAUUUGCGACCAGAUGCGAGGCAUAGUGGUGGUGGGAAUGUACUCUACUCUGCAUUGCGGGUUUACAAAAGCAAGAGUCGUUCAAGCUGGGUGGGUGUAUCUGGCAGGACAUUCGACGAGGAUCGAAACGAAUUAAGUGUUACGUUAUUUAGAUACCCCAAAACAAAGCUCAUUAUACCAGAUCUGAUGUUACCUUUCGCUGUACAAU